Messenger RNA from Myzus persicae (green peach aphid), 1175 nucleotides. Its product is annotated as pyroglutamyl-peptidase 1. Gene Ontology annotation, biological process: proteolysis. Lineage: Eukaryota; Metazoa; Arthropoda; Insecta; Hemiptera; Aphididae. Gene Ontology annotation, molecular function: pyroglutamyl-peptidase activity. The record is from RefSeq and is a predicted model, not a curated record. The coding region runs from base 203 to 766 and encodes 187 amino acids. Gene Ontology annotation, cellular component: cytosol. The transcript has 3 exons.
AAUUAAAAUAAUAUUAUUAUUUAAUAUUGACAAUGUUUGAUAAUAUUUUAAUUUAAUAAUUUAUUAGGUCAGGAGUUGAUAUUAUUACCAAAUACUAUUCAUUUUUAGUAUUUGCUAUUACUUAGUAGUAAAAUAAAAAUAUAAAUUAUAUUUCAAACUGUUAUUUAAUAUAUAACAUUAUUAUACAAUUAAUUAGAAAAUUAUGACUCUAAAAACGGUAGUUGUCACUGGUUUUGGACUUUUCCAAGACUAUACAGUGAAUGCAAGUUGGGAGGUAGCUCAAGUAUUACCGGAAACGGGCAUUGCUGAAGAAUUAAACAUAAAUUUGGUCACAAUCAAUAUUCCUGUAUCUUACAAAGAUGUUGAUCAGAUUGUGCCGACACUCUGGGUUCAACAUGAACCUGCACUAAUGGUUCAUUUGGGUGUAUCGCACUCGGCUAAAAUGUUGACUGUUGAGUUGGUCGCUAAUGGGCAUGGUUAUUGUAGUAUGGAUAUUCACGGGAACGGUCCUGAUGAUAAGUGUUUAAUUAAUAAUGUAAUUGCAACUGGCUUGAAAAUGGAAUGCACUGAUGAAUUAGAUAUAUGCACGUCUCGAGAUGCAGGAAGGUAUUUGUGCGAGUACAUUUAUUAUAAGUCACUAUGUAUUAAUAAAGAUCAGACUAUAUUUAUUCAUGUGCCACAAUUGGACCAAGAUAAUACAGCUCAGAAACUAGCUGAAAAACUUAAAUGUGUUAUUAAAAAAUUAUUGGAACAAGUUACAAUAUGAUUUGAUAAAAUAUUCCUACUUUUAAGUAAUAUGAUAUUUAUAAGGUAUAUAUUUAUAAUACAUUCAUACAAUUUGUGGUAAUUUUUUCCGUAUUAUAGUAAUUAUUUUUACCUAUGUUGUUUAUCUUGAUAUUUUUUUACAUUUUUAAUCUUGUGACUAUUAAUACAAAUUUUGAGACAAUCAUUUCAAUAAGUGGCUGUAUAUGGUGAUUAUAUGAAGUAUGAAUUCUAUAGUGGUAUUAAAUUAAGUUAUUUGUAAGCAUUCAAAUAUUUAAUCUAAUAUAUAAACAUUAGAAUGAUAUAUAACUCUUUACAAAUGAUUAAUCAGUAUAGGUGCUUACUGCUUAUCUAUAUGAUUAUUAAUGUACAUAUGUCUUUUAUGUAAUUAAAGAACAAAUUAUUAAUUUUAA